UUGAAAAUACUGAUACAGAUCUAUCACCCAAUUUCUACUUCUUGGGAGGAGUAGGAUCACCUUCCCUUUUACAGUUUCCCUUCACUCGCGGUUUGACGUCACCGUUCUUAGGCACACCCAAGGGGCGCUGAGCUAGAAUCGUUCUUUUGGAUUCUAGCCGCGCGGCUUCUCUGUUGCUAUGACAACAACGGUAGUGUUAGUCGUUGUCCCGGAACCUUCUCGGCCCUUUUGUACGGAGCUUAAUCAUUGGUUCUAAAAAGCGGCCUUUAGAAUAAAGGCGCAUGUUCAUUGGUUCCUGAGUUUGCGGAUUUGAUCGCUCGGCGCACUGGACCUUUUUAUUGGGCUUAAAAACAAACAUUGGUAUAAUUAUUACUGCAAAAAUAAAUAGUAAACAAGAGAGCUGCCACGGUGUGAGCACUGACACUCCAAGCAGAAAUCAAUGACAGAAGAAUUUACAUUCAAAACUACAAGAUCUGCUCAACUAGUUCUGUGCUCUCCACAUCUGAAUUCCUUGUGGGCUUGUUGCAAUCCCUGACAUUCUACAUUAGAAACCACUGCCCAAAAUGGAGAGAAUUAAUUCUGAUGCCUCGAGGGUAUAAAAUGCCUGAUCAACUCAAGAAGGUGAAGACCAGAGAAAAGGUAGCAGAUACUAAGUCUCAAAGGGAUUAUUCUGAUCUUAAAAGGCUUCUGGCCUUUCUAAAUGUCCAGUCUAGCAAGCAAAAGUUGCCAGCCCUUAACUUUGAAAAUAUUAAUAAUAAUAUGACGAAGUCUGAACAAUAUUCUAGCAACUCUUGCAAAGAAAAAUAUAGAGGUCAAUGGGAAGAAUCUACUGAAGCUGUUGAACUGGAACACUUCAGUAUGAAUUACAAGAAUGAAAGAAAUUUUAGUCAACAUCCACAGCACAAAUUAUUUCAAGAUAUCUUCGUAGCUUUGGUUAAAAACCGGCUUAUUUGCAGGGAAUGGGCUAACCGAGCUUCAUCUGUCCAUUUUCUAAGAAUUUUAAUUUGUAUAAGAUUAUUAAUGAGAGAUCCAUGCUAUCAGGAAGUUCUUCACGGUCUGGGUGGAAUUGACAGUUUAGCACAGUAUAUGGAAACAGUAACAAAUGAUUAUCUUGCCUAUGGAGAGGAGCAACACAACAUAGACAAAUUAGUCAACAUGAUAUAUAUUAUUCAAAAACUUUCAGGGGUUAAAGAUCAAAGAGAAUGGGUUACAGCCAGUGGAGCACAUAAGACUUUGAUUAAUUUACUAGGAACUAGAGAAAAUAAUGUGCUAGUAGGUUCACUGCUUGCUCUCACAAGCUUGGCAGAAAGCCCUGAAUGUCGUGAGAAAAUAAGUGAGCUGAAUGUUGUCGAAAAUUUAUUGAUGAUAUUGCACGAAUACGAUUUGCUCUCUAAAAGAUUGACAGCAGAAUUACUCCGCCUCCUUUGUGUGGAAUCAAAAGUCAAGGAACAAAUCAAGUUGUAUGAGGGGGUGCCUAUUCUGCUUAGCCUUCUCCAUUCUGAUCAUCUAAAACUACUCUGGAGUGUAGUUUGGAUUCUUGUACAGAUUUGCGAAGAUCCUGAUACCAGUGUUGAAAUUCGAAUUUGGGGUGGAAUCAAACAGCUCCUUCAUAUUUUGCAAGGGGAACGAAGUCUGUUUUUGGAUCGUUCUUCCAUUGGGAGUUUAUCUAGUGCAAACAUAGCUGGGAGAAUCCAGCAGCUUCAUUUAUCAGAAGAGUUAAGCCCGCAUGAAAUACAAGAAAGUACAUUUUCUCUUCAAGCAGCCUGUUGUGCCGCAGUUACUGAAUUGGUCCUUAAUGACACCAAUGCCCAUCAAGUAGUACAGGAGAAUGGGGUAUAUACAAUAGCAAAACUGCUUUUACCUAAUAAGCAAAGGAACAUAGCAAAGGCUAAUUUAUUACAGUGUUAUGCAUUCAGAGCUCUGAGAUUUCUUUUCAGUAUGGAAAGGAAUAGACAUCUUUUUAAAAGGCUCUUUCCCACAGACUUGUUUGAAAGCUUCAUAGAUGUUGGGCAUUAUAUUCGUGAGAUCAGUGCCUAUGAAGAGCUAGUACUGAAAUUAAAUGCGUUACUGGAGGAUGAAGUUAAGCAAAUUGCUGAAAAUAUUGAAAAUAUUAAUCAGAAUAAAGCACCAAUGAAAUACAUAGGCAAUUAUGCAGUUUUGGAUCAUCUUGGCAGUGGAGCAUUUGGAAGCGUUUAUAAGGUUAGAAAACAUAGUGGCCAAAACUUUCUAGCAAUGAAAGAGAUUAAUUUACAUAAUCCAGCAUUUGGAAAAGAUAAAAAAGAUCGAGAGAGCAGUGUAAAGAACAUAGUCUCUGAAUUAACCAUAAUUAAAGAACAGCUUUAUCAUCCCAAUGUUGUACGAUACCACAGAACCUUUUUAGAAAAUGAUAGAUUGUAUAUUGUCAUGGAGCUCAUAGAAGGAGCACCCCUUGGAGAACAUUUUCAUUCUUUGAAGGAAAAACAACAACAAUUUACAGAAGAGAGAAUAUGGAAUAUAUUCAUUCAACUGUGUUUAGCUCUUCGUUAUUUGCACAAAGACAAGAGGAUUGUCCAUAGAGACCUCACUCCAAACAAUAUCAUGCUGGGAGAUAAGGAUAAAGUAACAAUCACUGACUUUGGUCUUGCAAAGCAAAAACAGGAGAACAGCAAACUCACUUCAGUUGUUGGAACUAUUCUGUAUUCCUGCCCUGAAGUUGUAAAGAGUGAGCCAUAUGGUGAGAAGGCUGAUGUCUGGGCUGCAGGAUGUGUUUUAUAUCAGAUGGCAACACUCAACCCUCCAUUUUAUAGUGCCAACAUGCUCUCCUUAGCAACUAAAAUAGUAGAAGCUGUUUAUGAACCAGUACCAGGAGAUAUAUAUACUACAAAGAUAUCAGCUGUCAUAAAAAAAUGUUUGACCCCUGAUGCAGAAAUCCGUCCUGAUAUAGUAGAGGUCAGUUCAAUGAUUUCAGAUGUUAUGAUGAAGUAUUUAGAUGGAUUAUCAAAUUCCCAGCUUGUCUUGGAGAAGAAAUUGGAACGGGAAAGAAGGCGUACUCAGAGAUAUUUCAUGGAGGCCAAUAGGAAUGCAAUAAAAUGUCACCAUCAACUUGCUGUGUUAUCUCAGGAACGUUAUGAAAAGUCAAGUUUCAGCAGCAGUAGUAGUGGAGCAGCUAGUUUAAAAAGUGAAUUUUAUGAAAAUACUGAUACUCUAUCUGAAAACCUCCACCAGUUUUCUGGAAAAGAUGAAGAGAAAGAUGAAACUCUGUCAGAUGAUAACUGCAUUUUAGAAAAUACAGAAAAAGAUGUCUUUUCAGAAUUUGAUGAUGAAUUGGAUAUUGCAGAUCAUUCUAGCAGUUCUAGUUCAAGUCCCCUUAAAGAGUCAACAUUUGGCAUAAAACGCAGCUUAAGUGCUUAUGAAAGACAGCCUCAGGCAAGAGAUUACACUGGAAUUCCAGGAUUCAGACCAAGACCCGCUUUGCUGCCCCUUGAUCUGCUUCUGAAAAUGCCUUCGUUCAUGUUCAGGGCCCACGUUAAGAAAAUAGAGGAUUCGUUAGUGACAGGGUGGAAAUCCCAUAGCCUUCCUGCUGUGAUUCUGCGCAAUCUGAAAGAUCAUGCAUCAGCUGGGAUUGCUGUAUCACAACGGAAGGUGCGUCAGAUCAGUGAUCCUAUUCAACAGAUUCUAGUUCAGCUGCACAAAAUUAUUUACAUCACUCAGCUGCCACCAACACUUCAUUGCAAUUUGAACAGAAGGAUUAUCGAGAGAUUCAAGAAAUCUUUAUUCAGUCAGCAGAGUAAUCCAUGUAAUUUGAAGUCUGAGAUUAAGAAGGUACUUCAAGGUUCCCCAGAACUGAUUGAACCUAAUUUUUUGACUUCAGAUUGUCAUUUGUUGCUUCACUCUUCAAGUGGCAGUACUUUAGUCCUAGAUGACAGACCUGGUCUUCUUGGCACUUUUGACAUGGAUGAAGGAAUGACAUAUGAACAAAUGCAGACUGUAAUUGAAGAGGUUCUGGAGGAAUGUGGAUAUUACAAUUUUACCUCAAGCAGGUAUCAGUACUAUCCAUGGGGCGCAAGAAAUCAUCCAGCCAGAAGAUGAGCACCUGGAAUUUUGACUACAUUGGCGGAUUUUCUACUAAAGUCUAAAUGUCUCGACUUUAGCUGUUAUUUUCCCACUGCUAAAGGGAAACACUGCGUAAAACACAGGACAAAAGGAAACACCCAGAAAUCAUUCAGAUCUUCCAUGUAGUUUACAAAGAAUCAUCAAGCAGUAGAACUCUAGUACAUAUCUCUGGCAGUAGGUAUAUGCAGUAUAGUUUUGAUGUCAAGAUAUGGUUUAUGCAAAAUGUAAACUUUCUUCCAAGUACUUUGACUAAGAUGACAAUGCACAGUUCUUCAGCCCAUUCUUGAUUUUUGGAAUGACCUGUUGAAUACUCAGGUUUAUUAGAAAUCUCAGUUUUUACAGAUUUCUUAAUAUCAGAGAAUCUAUUUUUUAUAAUGGAAUAUAUUUUUGGGCAGAGAGCAAUUCAGAAUGUUUAAGGAAAGGGGACAAAGUCUAACUAUAUUAGAAUCAAAAAUUGCUUGGGAAUCAGAAAUGAGCAUUCCAAAUACUGUUUUAAUUACUCAAAAUAGUUGAGAUUUAUGCUGCAAAUAUGAUAUAGACAGUAUUUACAACUUUCACAAUUUCUAACAUUUGUUAAAUCCAAAGAUUAGAGCAUGGAACAUGCUUAGAUUCUAUAAAUAAGUAAAUAUCAAUAUCUAGUCUAGAUAUAGAUGUAAAGCCACAGAUAAACAUAAGAGUUAUAUUUAUAUUAAAUACUCUAAUUAAUUAUUAUUGCUAAUUAGAUAUGUAACAAACACUGCACUUUUGAAAAACUGAAAGUCUUUCUGAAAAAUGUUUGUAAAAUAGUAAUGCACACAUUAUUGUCAUCUGGACAUUUCUUUACCUUUAACAUAUUUCAGCUUUACUAAAUCUUCAAUUUAGUAAAUGUAUGGUUAUCCACAGUGAUGUAAAUGUUAUAGAUUGGAUGUAAUAUUUCCAAAUUCCAUUGACUUUUUAAAAUGAUAAUAUGUUUGAAAAUUUUAAUAUAGGCUUUAAUCCUUGGACAUGUAAGGUGAAGGGUAACAUCAAAUAUUGUGUUAGGGAAUUGAAAGAGAAAAAGAAAUCAAUUCUACCAACUAUAUCUGUUGGUAGUUACACUGUUGUUUACAUAAAAUGUAAUGUAUAUGUACGUUAACAAUAUUUUUGAAGUUACACACUUACAGUAAUUUAAAUUACUAGGAAGCAUAUUACUUAAUAUAGCAUACUAUAUUUAGUUGAGGGAGACAUAGAGGGAGACCAAGGAAGAAAGUAUGUUCAGAUUUGCCUAUUCUAACAUAUCUUAAUCUUCUAUAAAUGAUAAAAUGGAUUUGAGAUAAAUGAAAAAGAACUUUUGAAAUCAAAGUAAGAAAACUGCAACAAAAUAUCACAAAGCAAAAAUACCAUCUAGCGUUGCCAUUUGUCAUUUUCAAAAGGCAGUAAUAUUUCAGUAAUAUUUCACACAUAUUUCUUCUACAUUUAGGUGCUAAAGUUCGUAAUGAAGAUGCACAUACUGAAAUUUUCAGUAAGACUGCAUGACUCAGAGAUUGGCUAGGUUCCUAUAUGUAUGUACAGUGUGUUUUAGGGGCUAUGGAUCUUCUUUGCAUUUUGCUUGUUUACCACAAUAAAAUCAAUAGAACCAAGCAGUUGCAUGGUUCAUGGUGGCAAAUAUUUUUACACAACAAUUUUAUUCAAGAAAUUUCAUAUGAAAACUGUAUUAAUUCUGAUGGAUAUUGAUAGACAACAAAAUUUCAUAGAAAAAAUAGUAAAUAAUACAGUGACAAUUGCAAAGGGGGGGGGUCAAGAUGUUAUCCACAGAAUCAUGAUGAAAACCCCACCCCUUUCUUCAUGUAUCAGAUAUUGGCACACAUACAAAAGAGGAAGAUUUCAAUCACAAAGCCACAACCACAGUCUGUUUUGCUGCUGCCUACAACCACUGAAUUGAGCAGUCAAAAAUUAAAAACAGGCCAAAUUCUGCUCAGACUGCAUUGCCUCAAAAGUGAUUCUUAAUAAUUAAGGAAUUGAUAGCUCUGAGUCAUGUCAAAUACGUUUUGCUAAAAUUGAUAGAAACUGUUACCCAAGAAUCUGUUUGAAUCCAAAGUGUCUAUCCCUCACAGUUUUUUAUACCUAGAUUCUGUCCUGUACCAAAUUAAGCCAGUGCAGAUUUACAUGUGGUUCUUCAAACUACAGACAACAGAAGGGGCAGCUUUUCAGAUAUAAAAGGCAUACUAUAAAUUUCAAGGAAACUCUGCUUCCUGUCACUGCUGAUAUCACAGUGUAGUUAACGGUCUUUGUAGUUGUAUAAAUUUCCCUCCAAUUUUUUAAUGCUCUUAAGAUAGACCAAAUGCUUGUAAAAUGAUACUGAAUCUGAUAGUACCAUUUGUAAUUACCUUUGAAAUGGGAACCAUAUGAGAGUAUGAUUACACAUUUUGAAAUUUCAAAUAAUAAAGCAUGUUGAUUACUUUUUAAAAACUGUUUAUAAUUAUACAGAUAACCUUAAAAACUCAGCAUUUACCAUUUUGGGAAUAAAAGUAAAAGUAUGGCAUCUUUUUAGCUUUAGAAUCUCAGGCUACCAAAAUCAUUGGAUGGUCAAACAUUUGCAUUCACUUUUAAUGUGACUUUUAAUUUAAAAUAUCAUCUAAUGAAAACAGAACACUCUACCUAGAACAAUCAUUCCAGACACUGAAAUUGAGACAAGUUCUUAUUAUUUUUGUCUAUAUUUUCUUAUAACAAUUAUGUUUUCAAGAGUCAGCAGGAAAAAAUAAAAAAUGAUUUUUAAUGCAA
This is a messenger RNA of Pantherophis guttatus, 6831 nucleotides long. It is a transcript of the gene NEK10, whose product is annotated as NIMA related kinase 10. NCBI's taxonomy places the organism in Eukaryota, Metazoa, Chordata, Lepidosauria, Squamata, Colubridae. The record is from RefSeq and is a predicted model, not a curated record. Gene Ontology annotation, molecular function: protein serine/threonine kinase activity; ATP binding. Gene Ontology annotation, biological process: regulation of cell cycle G2/M phase transition; protein phosphorylation; positive regulation of MAP kinase activity.